Molecule: messenger RNA, 1039 nt
Organism: Cyprinodon tularosa
Lineage: Eukaryota; Metazoa; Chordata; Actinopteri; Cyprinodontiformes; Cyprinodontidae
Product: dynein light chain Tctex-type 3-like
Exons: 5
Coding region: 94-435 (113 amino acids)
Biological process (GO): microtubule-based movement
Cellular component (GO): cytoplasmic dynein complex; cytoplasm; kinetochore
Molecular function (GO): dynein intermediate chain binding
Source: RefSeq, a predicted model, not a curated record
AAAAAGAGGAAGAAGAGCUUCAACAGGAAGAAUAACAGCAGUCGGCAGCAAUCACAAAGGGAGGAGACAGGCGGUGUCUGUGUGCUAUUCAGGAUGGAGGAGUACAGCUCUGGGGAUGAUGGCAACUUUAAUUCUGACGAGAUAAGCAUCUUGGUGAAGGAGUGUAUUGAAGGAGUCAUUGGUGGAACAGACUAUAACCAGAACAAAAUCAACCAAUGGACAGCCAGUAUUGUGGAGCAUUCACUGACUCACCUGGUGAAGCUGGGUCGGCCCUUCAAAUACAUUGUGAAUUGUUCAGUCAUGCAGAAGAGUGGUGCCGGUCUCCACACAGCCAAUUCCUGCUACUGGGACACUACUACCGAUGGAAGCUGCACGGUCCGGUGGGAGAACCGCACCAUGUACUGCGUGGUCAGUGUGUUUGCUGUGGCGAUGUGACAGCGACGCCGAGCUGCAGCUGCUCCCCCUCCGAGCGCCGUCAGCUCUGUAGCCGUGCAGAAAGGGACAUCAGGUUGUGCGAUGAAAUCGUCCCCGGACACGAUUUCACCCCUGGGACAUUUCUGUAUAUGUACUCUGGUGUCUGUAUGGAUGAAGGUUAUUUUCAGAAAACCAGGCUGAUAGAACUCAUUGAUUAAGCUAAACAAAAGCCUGCAACACAGAUUUGUCAAAAUUCCAUUUCCAUUAGUUGUACUUUGGUCGUAUUUAUACAUAUAUACCAUAUUUCUGCAUCAUAAGACCAAAUAAAACAUUCACAUUAAGAUGUAGACUAAAUUUUCUGAUAGGGCACAGUGGAUUAAGGUGUAUAGAAAAUGUCUUGUUUUAGUAAAUAGUAAUUUACUUCUAUAUUGCUUUUUAUAACUGUACAUUGACAUUUCAAUUUCAUUUCUGUACAGGUAGUGUAGAUGCAUUUUCUAAUUUUCUGGGUUAAAUUCCAUGAAUGCAACAAGAAAACUAUUUAUGUUCAGUAAAUAUAUUCUAUUGUAUGUAUUUUAUUAGUGUGUGCAUGUUUUGUUUUUUAACUACAAUAAAAAAUUUACUUUCA